Messenger RNA from Echinococcus granulosus, 1023 nucleotides. Its product is annotated as F-box-like/WD repeat-containing protein TBL1XR1. Gene Ontology annotation, cellular component: histone deacetylase complex. The record is from RefSeq and is a predicted model, not a curated record. Bases 1 to 1023 code for a protein of 340 amino acids. The transcript is spliced from 2 exons. Gene Ontology annotation, molecular function: transcription corepressor activity; protein binding. Gene Ontology annotation, biological process: regulation of transcription by RNA polymerase II. Lineage: Eukaryota; Metazoa; Platyhelminthes; Cestoda; Cyclophyllidea; Taeniidae.
AUGACCUUUACGUCGGAUGAGGUUAACUUCCUCAUUUAUAGAUACCUGCAGGAAGCGGGUUAUUGCCAUUCUGCGUACCUUUUUGGAUUAGAAAGUGAAAUCAGUCAAUCGAACGUGGAUGGUUCCUUAGUUCCUCCGGGUUCGCUCUUAAGCUUGAUUCAGAAGGGUUUACAAUACACGGAGGCAGAAAUCAGCAUUGGCGAAGAUGGCAGUGAGCGCGUAGUCGAGUCCCUUUCCCUUAUCGACGCUGUUGUUCCCGAUGUGAUCGAAAAACGAAAAAGUUCAUUGAAGCAACAGCAACAACAGCAGCAUCAGCAACACCAUCCCUCUGGUCCCACUGCCUCCAACCCUUCAACCGGUCAACUACAACAAUCGCAGCAGUACAACAGCGCAUCUAAUUCCAUAGCCACUUCUGGUGGUGGCGACGGCUACAAUUCCCACCUCCCUCCCACUACUUCUGAUUCUGUAAAUACACCUACUCCGAUGGACAGUGAAGGCAGUGGCGGUGGACAGCAUUGCAUUAAUCCUGGUGGCAUCCUCUUACCCAAUAACCUCGCUGCCGCGUCAGUUUCUACGCAGCAGCAACAACAGCAACCGCAUCUGCCCCCGUCAGCUGUUACUGCGGUGUCUCCUCCCUCCACGAGUGGAUUCAACUCCGGUAGCCCCCUCAACACGGGACAUCUACGCUUGCCAAACAAGAGUUUCGUCUCCUCACAGGAUGCUCUUUCCGGCCACCCUGUCUCUAAUUCGGUCCUGCUCCCUCCGAUGCACACCAAUGGCGAUAAUGGCCACGUCAAUCACUACCGCCCGAGCGGAGACACAGGAAUAACGAGCAUGGAGGUGGACAGAAUUCCCCACCAGCCACCAGUAGGCCAACCGGCGGCACCACCUCCAAACGCCUCCGCUCAUUCCCCGGAUCCCGGUCUCAUUCCUCAAGACCGAAUCACCGUUCUCCGUGGUCAUACUUCGGAGGUCUUUAUUUGCGCAUGGAAUCCUCGUACGGACAUGCUAGCGUCUGGGUGA